AUGACACGGAUACUGCUUCCCUUGGCGCUCCUCGCCGCCCUCUCUCCAUUCGUAAAUGCUGGCGUCAAGUUCACAUCACCGGCAGCAGGCGACAAACUUACGGCUGGCACGGCCGUCACGGUGAAAUGGGAAGAGGGUGGCACAGGACCCAAGCUUACGGAUCUGACGACUUAUCAGCUGCAGCUGAUUGUGGGAGGCAAUCAAGGCUCUGAGCAAUUCGUAGUGGGUACCAUCACACCAAGCGGUGCAUUUACAGCGGGCAACACAGCUUCGGGUAGGAUCGAAGCGGGCAUGUCUGAAGACCUGAAGACUGCCAAUGCCUACUUCAUAAAGAUGAUCGCAGUUGGAAAGACUGGCGGUCAGCUCGUCACCUAUUCCGACCGCUUCCAGUUCUCCGGCUUCACGGGCAAGAACAUCCUCAACCCCACUGUCAAGAAAGCCGCUACAGACAUCACCACUACCGCCGGGCCAGCGGCCGAAGACACGACGACCGAUGGGACAGACCCCGCUGCGGUAGAUCCUGCUGCUGGCGAUUACGGUAUGGAAUACACAAUGCAGACGGGCCCUACGCGUUAUGCGCCCAUGCAGCCUGUACCGCCUACAAAGAUCACCGCCAAGAACACAAAGCCGCUGUACCCUACAAGCAGCGUCAAGAUUGCGAAGACGAAGCUGCCUAUACCGAGCGUACAGACUACGCUUACGCAGAGUCAAACAUUCUCCGUCAAGAGCAUGGAGAACACGGUUGCUGCGGCUCCUCACGCUACCGACGAUAUGGCCAAGUACCUCAGACGCUGGCAGGACUAG
Alternaria atra is the source of this 804-nucleotide messenger RNA. RefSeq lists its product as uncharacterized. The coding region runs from base 1 to 804 and encodes 267 amino acids. The transcript is spliced from 4 exons. Gene Ontology annotation, biological process: cell wall biogenesis; fungal-type cell wall organization; (1->6)-beta-D-glucan biosynthetic process. Lineage: Eukaryota; Fungi; Ascomycota; Dothideomycetes; Pleosporales; Pleosporaceae. Gene Ontology annotation, cellular component: extracellular region. The record is from RefSeq and is a predicted model, not a curated record.